CGUAGCCGUGUUGCGUGUGCGAUGUGUUACUUAGAAACCAGAAUUCACAUCCGGGUGACGUUGAGGAAAAUCGAUCACCUGCAACCGAACGCCUGUUGUCCCGCCUUCACGGUGUUCUCAUUGGAGCCUGCAGCCUUAUGUGCAGAUUACGUCUGCCGCCAUACGGCUUCUCUCAUGUCAAUCAAAAAGUGCCACAAUAGGUUCCUCCCACCAUGUUCGCUGGCACAGACCGAGAAAUGGUGAAGAUUUCCUGAGGAAUUAAUGGUACUGAGGCCGGCUGUUACGGAAAUCAUGAUUUGGUUAUUAUUAUUUUCUUUCUCAAGAUAACAGCGUGGGAAAAGGGCUGUGUAGACCUGUGUCCAGGAUGAGUGUACCCGGCGACCGUGGUGAGAUCACAACCCUCACUCAUCCACCUUGGGCAGGAUUCAUCCCAGUCUCUUCCUAAACAUCCUCCCCUCUCUACAAACAUGGCUGACAAGAGGGAGCCGCCAUUUUUCAAUGACGAUAACCUAGGGGUUGUCAACUACAAACUGCCCUUCUACGAGACCAUGGAGCUGUUCAUAGAGACUCUGACAGGGACCUGUUUCCAACUGCGGGUCUCCCCGUUUGAGACUGUUGUCUCUGUAAAAGCUAAGAUUCAGAGACUGGAAGGUAUCCCUGUUGCUCAGCAGCAUUUGAUCUGGAACAGCUUGGAGCUUGAUGAUGAGUACUGUUUGAAUGAUUACAGCAUUGCAGAAGGUUGCACUCUCAAGCUGGUCCUUGCCAUGAGGGGUGGGCCAAUCAACACCAAACGAGUGACCAUUGAGAACUCAGUAAAGGAUACCUCUGACUACUUGGAUUCAAAGAGGGAUGAGGUGUGGGAAAAGUCUCUGUCUAAUAAACAGGUCACUUUCCUGGUGUACAAAGAGGGUGACCAGCUAAAAGUCUUCCGGGUUGUGGACCGUGGAGACGGAACUCUGACACCGGUGUCAAAAUCCCUAAGUGGGUCAGUGCACAAUGUGUACGCUGAGGAAGAGGAGGAGGACGCUAGCAUUUCCUCUGCGCAGCUGACGUUGGAGAACUCCAUCACUAUGAACAAGAUGAAGUUACUCAAAGCCAAGAUGGAGAAUAUGAACCUCAAUAAAAAGCCGAAGAAGUCUACAAAAUUGAGAGUAAGGCCUCCAGUUGGUCCACGCCCUUUCUGUGGCUCAAUUGGCUCUGCUCGCCACCACCGAAUGCUCCGCAUCCUUCCUCAGAUUGGCCAUGCCCCUGUAACACAGCUACCUCCGAUUGGUGAUCAGCAACAGUCUUCCCCUGAAGCUUGCCCAGCUUUCACAUGUCACCCAAGUUUUGGUUCUGGUAGAGCCAUUUCCUCGCUGACAACCUCUAGCAAAUACACACUUCAGGAUGAGGAGUCAUGGAAUAAGCCCACCCCCAGGAAUAUCAGGCUACCUCCUAAAGUGUCCAGGCUAGAUGUGGUUGGACCGAAGGCUAUAACAGACUGUUUGUACCCACCGCUCUCUGUCCUGUCUGGUCUGGAAGCUGAAGACAAGACAGAGAUACAGAGUGAUGGAAUAAUGCUACCGGAAGACGGCGUUAUAAUUGAGCCUUCCAAACCCAUUCCGUUUAAUAGCCUGCUUCCAGAGCCGCUGAGUCUGGAUGUUUCUGCUCAGCCGGAGGCCAGUCUGGACUCUUUAGGAGCUGUGAACAAGCCCAUGACUGCAACUCCACUGCUGUCCCAAGUUGUAGGCUCAGACUCCAUUAGCACAUGGUCAGUAGGCACUAAGACGCUACAGUCCCACACUGACAGAGCUGCACUGAACUUGCUACGCACUCCUCCACAUGUGCCUCGACCUUUCACCGAUUUUACCGGGGAAGUGCCUCGCCCCUUCCUCAGCUCUAACAGAGGGCCUACCGUUCCACCAUGCCCAACUCCACAGACCCCUCCUCUCCAUGCCAUCAGAGGGGACUCACCAGGCAAACGGCCAGACAGGGUAUGCAAGAGCGAGGCACAAGAUGUCACCAACAUAACCGACAACAUUUCCAGAGAGUUGUCAGGCUGUCUGAGUAACCUUGAUGAAAAACUAGCAAGGCCUUGUGAUCUGGGCAGAUUGUGUGGCACAAAUGCCCCCUUGCAAGCCAACAUCCAUCUGCUGCAGGAGGAUCUGCUACGGAGAAUAGUUCCCCUGCAGAGAGCAACAUACUCGCCAUCAGGCAUCCUGGACUCAUCGAGUGGACCCUCCAGUUCAAUAAAGAGAUUAGGCUCUCCAACAUAUCACCUCCCUCCUGUGAAGGCUCCUCUGAGCUCAAAGAAGAAGACUUCAAAACACUGCUUCCUAUGUGGGAAGAAGACCGGGCUAGCCACCAGCUAUGAAUGCAGGUGUGGCAACAACUUUUGCUCCACACACCGCUAUGCAGAGACCCACAACUGCACUUACGACUACAAAAGUGCAGGUCGCCGCUUCCUCCAGAAGUCUAAUCCCAUCAUCAGCGCACCAAAGCUGCCCAAAAUAUGAAAGCACUAUAUAAGAGGGGGAAGAUGAUAUGCAAAUGAAAGCAUGAUUAAAUGAACAGGAACUAAACCAGCAGUGGGCUUUUUAUCACCGUGUUUGCUUAAUGGCAAGGUUUAUUUUAAUUUUAUUUACUUUUUUUUAUUUUAAAUUUUUUUAAAGAAAUUACUUUGCAAAAAUGUGAAUUUGUUUCUUCUUUUUUUUUUGUCUUGAAAACACAUGAAACUGACGCGGAAAUGUGGAAAAGUUGUGAUCACUACAAAUUAUUAUAUGUAUAGAAAUAUAUAUUUCUGUUUGUUUCUUAAUAUCUAAACGGCUUCAUGAGACAAGUCUUUGCAAGAUGCACUUUAGUAAUAAUGACGUCACGUCUUUCUUUUUUUUCUUCCUCUAAAUUGGUCCGUUUUAGGCCUACAGCACUCCACUGAAGACAUCACACCAGGUACUGCACAUACGUAAUAUAAAAGAUGAGUCUAUUAUGGGUUUCACUUUGAAUGGAAUUAUGCGAGUUGAACUUCGAACUCUGUAAACACUACUAUGCAGUAUGGCCACGUAGCAUAUUAAUCAUUUUGAGUAGGCUGACAUGAACACACAGCUGAGUUGCCAUCGUAAAGAUUUCUUUUUGUACCUUGUUUUGUUUUUAAUUUUUUUUUUUAAAUCGCACACCACCAUGAACAGCUGUUAAAAUGUUCAGUAUUUAUUUGGGAAUUAAACUAAUAAACUGAAAUAUAAAUAUGAUGAAAGCCUUGUUUCCGUUAAUGUUUUAUUGACUUUUGCUUCUUACACUAGCAGCUUUAUUUUGUGUAGUAAAUGUGCUUGAUUUUUCCCUCCUCCAUCACUGCGCUACUCCGAGAUACUGGGAGAGAAAUGAUUUCCUAAAGCAUCUUGCCCCAGUGUGGAAACCCUAUUUGUUUAUAUACAUCAGCUUUGUUUUACAUUUUCAUUUAUUCAUUCUGCAGACACUUUUAUCCAAAGCGACUUACAAAUGAGGAAAUAUAAGCAAAGCGAUACAUCAAGUAGAGAACAAUAAAAGUACUGCUAUGGUACAAGAUUUAUAUAAUUGAGUGUUAGAGGAGCAAAGUGCACAGAGUAGAGGUGUAAACUGGCAACUUAGGGGUUCGUUAAGUGUUCAUGGAAGAGGUGGGUCUUUAGCUGUUUUGUGAAGAUAGUGACAGAUUCUGCUGUCUGGAUUAAGGUUGGAAGUUCAUUACACCACUGAGGGACAGUCAGGUUUCUUCGUCUUUUUUAUUAUUACUAUUAUUAUUAUUAUUAUUAGAAAUGAAUUAUCUGAAUAAUACAUAAGAGAAAUGAGUCAAUGAAAUAUGGAUGGACAAUUUUAUUGCAGAUCCCCAAGAGCAAGACAUCCUCUGUUCAAAAUCAAAACAAUUUCCUGCCUUCGUUUCUUUCAAAUUGCUGUAAAUGGGAAUUUAAAUGGACUUGUCCAACUACAUCUAAACUACUCAUAGGUUCCUCGCAAAGCCUUUCAGUAGAGUCAUUCACAUCCUCAAGUAGAAGGAUGAUUUGCAGAAUAUUUUCCAUUCUUCUUCUACUAAAUUAGACCGAGAGAAUUGGACUUUAUACAAGGACAGCUCUUGCUUAAAUGUUCCACUUAUUUCUACAGCUGUUUUUGUUCAGCACACUUUGUACUAUUGCUCCUGGAUAUAAACAUUCAACAGCAAGCACUGUUCAUUAUUACACUUGGUCUCUGUUUCUACCUUCCUUGAUGACUACAUGGCCAAAUUCAUGAUGGGGAGUGAUCACGAGUCACAUAAUGGCAUAAAAUGAUAACCAGGUAAUGUUAUAAGCUGGCAGCCAGUCAGCACUAGCUCAUAAUUUUUUCCACAUGCAUUGCUGAGCAGUUUGAUGUUUUUUUUUGUUUGUUUGUUUGUUUGUUUUUUUUACCUUUCAACAAGACUUAAAAUCAUAGAUGGGAAGAAUACUCCCUUCUGGCAGUCCUGAAAUAUGUUCUCCUGGGCUGUCUAGAACUAACAGAUAAUAUGCAGUGUGAUUCACAGUAUGCUGGAUCAGGCAGAAGAUAUUUUUGAAGGUUUGAAGGUAAUGGACAGCAGUUCUGAGUGAUUUUGUUGUGGCUACAGAGCUGCAUAUUCUUGAUUUAUUACAUUACACAACCCAGCCAUAAAAGAAACACAGCUGUUACCAUUUACACAAAUCACUCAUUAUGAAACUGAAACAGAGAAGUGUCUUUUUGUUAGAUAAUGGAAUCACAAUGUUUUUUUUUUGUUGUUGUGUUUUUUUUUUUGUAGAUUUUGAUCUAAAUAACAAAAACUUAAGAUCUCCCUACUCUUAUAUUUUGUUGAUGCCUGCAUAGUUUAUUCCUAGGAAAUGUAAUCUCUAGUGAAAAUGCUUGUCUCUGAGGAAACAUGUUGAACAAUACCUUGUUUAACCGGUUUAACUCUACAUGUACAAACAACCCAUUUCAAGAUUAGGCAUCACUAGGUGUGUUUAUGGUGUGGACAGUGAAUCAUGUACCAUCCAUCUGCCAUUCAUGAAAUACCAGUUCUUGGCAAAUGUUGCCUAAUAAUGGGACAUGCCCACUGUUUAAACCCAUUGAACCCCCAGUGCAACAGUUGAU
Ictalurus furcatus (blue catfish) is the source of this 5079-nucleotide messenger RNA. RefSeq names its product zinc finger, AN1-type domain 4 (gene zfand4). Lineage: Eukaryota; Metazoa; Chordata; Actinopteri; Siluriformes; Ictaluridae. The transcript has 10 exons. Bases 468 to 2495 code for a protein of 675 amino acids. The record is from RefSeq and is a predicted model, not a curated record. Gene Ontology annotation, molecular function: zinc ion binding; protein binding.